AUGGCUAGAAAAAAUAAGAGACUACAGGAGAAUAUCCAGAAAAAAACAGCCGAAAAAAGAAAGCAGGAAGAUGCUUUGUUGCAAGACGGUGGAUUUCAAGAUGUAGGUGAGUUAUCUGCUGUAAUCGAACCGGAGCAUGAGGGGGCCGCCCCAUCCAGGAAGAGAAGACACACUUCCUGGGAGGAUGAGGAACAGGUAUAUGAACUAAAACCUCGGAAAAUUCAGAACAAUGAGGAGAAUAUGGUAGAAGGUUUGCCAAUCAAGAUCAACGGUAUGGUUGCAAGGAAUAUGGUGGAAAGGCAAAUAAGGAAAAAAAAUGCUACCAAGCAAGGUGACGACGUAACAAACGAGUCUACUUCUGAGGAAGAAGAAGAAGAAGAAACCAUAAAUGGCGCCGAAACUAAAGCGGAUGUGGAUGCAGAAGAGAACAAUGAAGAAGAACCAGACACUGAAGAAACAAUUGUCGCCUUAAAGGAGGAAAUUGCUGACCUCGUAGAAAAAAUCAUGGAGAACGCGGAGGAAAAUACAUCGGCUCUCACCAGACUAUGUAAAAUGGCUGACUCUAAGAAUCCAAAUACCUGUAAAUUUUCCAUGCUCUCGUUAGUCACGGUUUUCAGAAGUAUCAUCCCUGGCUACCGGAUCAGACCUUUAUCAGAUACAGAAAAGAAGGAGAAAGUGUCCAAAGAAGUUGCAAGUUUAAGAACAUUUGAACAAAACUUAGUCAUAAAUUACAAGCACUACAUUGGACUACUCACUAAAUUAAGCAAAGUGCCAAAUAACGACGAUCCGCUCAAAGUAUCCCUAGGUGUGCUGGCUAUGCAGGCCACAAACCAUUUGGCAUCAAAUGUAUCGCACUUUAACUUUAGAGGCGAUGUGAUCAAUAUACUUGUCCGUCGUGUCUGUAAACCGAAUCUAAAUGCCGACCCAGCUGCUAUCCCCACUAUCAGGACCAUUGAAACAUUGUUUAACGAUGACGACGAGGGUGCGAUUUCAUUGGAAAUUUUACGGACGAUGUCAAAAGUCGUCAAAGUUCGUAACUUCAAUGUUGAAGAAUCAGUUUUAAAUAUGAUAUUGUCCCUGGAUAUACUCCAUGAUUACGAUCCCAACAGCAAGGCAGAAGAGGAGGAAGCUACAAGAGCGACGAGACUAAAGAAAAAGGAUAGAGUCCACUUAUCGAAGAAACAAAAGAAGGCGCGGAAGGAGAUGAGAGAUAUCGAGGACGAGAUGCAAAAGGCAGAACUGGUGGUUUCUGCAGAAAUGCGGGAGAAAAACCAGGCAGAGAUCUUGAAAAUUGUUUUGACAAUGUACCUGAACAUACUCAAAAGCGGUAACAACAGGCUGGUGGGUUCAGUCCUAGAAGGUCUAUCCAAGUUUGGGAACAUGGCCAGUUUCGAUCUGUUAGGUGACUUUUUGGAAGUAAUGAAGGAAAUUAUAAGCGAUACAGAUCUGGACAAUUUAUCUCCAACAGAAAUAAGAAAGUUCUUGUUAUGCAUUGUGAGUGCGUUUUCCUUGACCUCGAACAAUCAGCAUAUGAAAAUUAACAUGGACUUGUCUACUUUUGUCAAUGCCUUGUACACGUUAUUGCCGUGCUUAGCCUUUGAUGCAGACAUCGAGCUUUCGCAUAAGUCCCUACGGUUGGCUGAUCCAUUGAACGACGAAUAUAUCAAACCUUCAGUAAAUGUCUCCACGACUGCUGAAUUGCUUUUAAAGGCUCUAGAUCACACCUUUUUCAGAAGCAAAUCCGGUACCACCGAAAGAGCUACGGCGUUUACAAAGAGAAUCUAUAUGUGCAUAGAACAUACUCCUGAAAAGACGUCUGUUGCCCUGCUUAAAUUUGUGGACAAACUGAUGAACAGAUAUCCUGAAAUCGGUGGUCUGUACUCUACGGAGGAUAGAAUAGGUAACGGCAAAUUCAACAUGGAAACGGAUGUGCUGACAAGAAGUAACGCCGGUGCAGCUACUCUGUGGGAAAAUGUGUUGCUAUCAAAACACUACUGUCCCGCGGUGGUGAAAGGUGUGACAUCUCUAUCAACGAGAUCCAAGGAAUUCUCCAACUGA
Messenger RNA from Huiozyma naganishii CBS 8797, 2058 nucleotides. It is a transcript of the gene NOC3, whose product is annotated as Noc3p. Gene Ontology annotation, molecular function: chromatin binding. Gene Ontology annotation, biological process: DNA replication initiation. The record is from RefSeq and is a predicted model, not a curated record. NCBI's taxonomy places the organism in Eukaryota, Fungi, Ascomycota, Saccharomycetes, Saccharomycetales, Saccharomycetaceae. Gene Ontology annotation, cellular component: nucleolus. Bases 1 to 2058 code for a protein of 685 amino acids. The transcript has a single exon.